UUUUCUUUUUUUUUUUUAGUUUUUGCAAUAGUUAAAACGUGAGCGUCUAAGUAAAAUUUUAUUUUUUUUCAGCCAAAAUAAGGUAAGAAACAUGACUUCAUAAAUUCUCUUAGAAGUGAAUCUUUAGAUGGGUUGGUAAAUGUUGAAUCAUAAGUCGUUGAUCGUAAAUGGUGAGGUGGAGCAAACUAUAAAUAGUACAAAUAAUUCCACGUUUUAUAUUCGAGUUUAUAUGAAUUCUUCUUCUUUUUUAAAUCAUUAAUUAUAUAACUAUAAUCAAACUUCAUAUAUAUUCAUAUUAAAUAACAAAAUCUCAUAACAAUGUUGGCUCCAGGAAAGGCUUUAUUAGCAGGCAGUGUUUUAUACGGUGCUGGUGUUUAUUGGAUGUUUACCAAUUACUACAACAAAUCAUCUAUCAAAAAGGCUUUUGUUAGAAGUGAUGCUGAAUAUAACAACGUUAAAAUAAUGCAACAUCCAUAGGUUAAGUUGAUUCUUGCCUAGUUAGGUAUUUAUUUAAAAUUGAUUUUAAUGCUAUUAACGUAUAUAACGAAAUACACGAUUCUUUUAUAAACAAAAAAAA
Molecule: messenger RNA, 577 nt
Organism: Scheffersomyces coipomensis
Lineage: Eukaryota; Fungi; Ascomycota; Pichiomycetes; Serinales; Debaryomycetaceae
Exons: 1
Coding region: 319-477 (52 amino acids)
Source: RefSeq, a predicted model, not a curated record